Acipenser ruthenus (sterlet) is the source of this 2171-nucleotide messenger RNA. Its product is annotated as jouberin-like. The transcript is spliced from 8 exons. Gene Ontology annotation, cellular component: ciliary basal body. The record is from RefSeq and is a predicted model, not a curated record. NCBI's taxonomy places the organism in Eukaryota, Metazoa, Chordata, Actinopteri, Acipenseriformes, Acipenseridae. The coding region runs from base 1 to 792 and encodes 263 amino acids. Gene Ontology annotation, molecular function: protein binding. Gene Ontology annotation, biological process: motile cilium assembly.
AUGUUAACUACGUUUUCAGAUUUCCUCCAGGAUUGUGGCGAAAGUGUGGAUUGCAAUGAUCUUAAAGUCCUCAUUGUUGAACAUGUCACAGGACUGAAGCAACAGUUCAGGGACAUCUUCCAGGAAGAUGGCAGUUCACUUGUCUGGGUUCGUGAUCCGUUCGUCACUUCAGUCAGGUCAAAUCUCUCGCUUCCUGCUCCAUCAUUGCUGUCACUACACUCCAAACUAAGGCUCCCCAGCACACUGGGUGCUCGGCUGAUUCCACAGCAGUCCUCACACAACGUGCUUAAAUACUUCCAGGGCAUUGCUAAUCCCUCAGCUUCGUUCCUUAGAGUAGAGGCUGACACCUUUACACCAGUCCAACAAACAGUUGUGGCCCUCUAUGACUACACAGCGAAUCGAUCAGAUGAGCUAACCAUACAUCGCGGUGAAAUUAUCCAAGUGUUGUACAAAGAUAAUGAUAACUGGUGGUUUGGUCGCCUGGCAAAUGGACAGCAAGGCUAUUUCCCGGCUAAUUAUGUGGCUGAUGAAAGAGGGUUUGAAGACGAGCUCUGUCACACACUAGAACCAAAUCCUGGUCAGCCUGACCAGCAACACGAGGUCGAAGAGAGAUCCCCAACCCCAACUAAGAUAUCAGCAGUCAUCAGCAAGUCAGGGAAAUUCAAAAUCAUCUCGGAGAAUGACACAGAUACAGACUCACCUGUGACCCUCGUCAAGAAGAAGAAGAAGAAGAAGAAGGCAGCAGUGGGAAGUGGAUCUGAUGCUCCUGUCCUGGCUCCUGAACCCUUAUAGCCUAUAGUGGAACACAGAUCUUUCACAGAAGUUGUGAGAAAGAAGAGACUUAAGGGACCUCUCAAACACUGAUGCAAGCUGAGAAACCAAUGUUGCCUUCAAACCUGAUUUAUAGAUAAGAAUAGACAUUCGCCUCCAGUUUAAACAGCUUUUGGUUUUGCAAUUGUUUGUAUGGCAGUAUCAGCGACACACUACACCUGCAGUAUUUGAAGUGGGAAUACUUUCACUGUAGCACGUCAAACCUGGUAAAGAAGUGUGCUAAUGGAUAUCUGUAGAACCUGGCUUUUGUUUGUGUUAUGGCAAUCAAAGAUUAGGUUGAACCUGUCUGAGAAACUCCUUAGAAAAACACUAGUUUAUUUGUGUAGGGAUGAUUGUUUAUUUGAAGACUGUUGACUUGCCAAAAGCCUACCUGCAGUUCCUUUGUUUAUUAACAUUUGCAGAGAAAAGUUCACAAAAAAAGCAGUUCACAUUACCAAGCACAUUUGUUUGGGGGACAUUGUUUAAAUUUCACUUAAAAUCACUUUUUUAAUGUGGAUAUUAAUAUAUGUAAAUUAUACCUGCCUUUUUCUGUAGAGUGUUUAUUUUGUUGGAUAUGUAUUUCAAACUUAAUUCAGUGUAUUUUUAUAUAUAUUUUUUACUACAUCUUUAUUUACAAGGUUUAUUGAAGGAUACAUUUGUACACUUGAGUGUUGUGUAAGUAUUCAUGAAGAAAUUACAUUUUAACCAAAUUAUUUGUACAUUUGUUUUGACAUUUGUGCAUUUUAAAACAUUCAUUUUUUCAUAGUAUGUUACACAUUUUUUGAUAACAUUGUAAAAUAUUACAAAUAUAUUUUACAAUAUUUUAACUCUACAGGUUCAAAUGGCCGAAUACAUUACGUUGCAUUAGAUGCCAGUUAACUACAUGCCACAUGCUUCUUUUUGGUAUUUUGUGCGUAGGGAGUGCAUUUUAUGUUUUAACUAUAGGCUUAAAUAAUCAGAGAUAAUAAUUAUUGUGGCCUGUGCUAAUAUUUCAUGAAAUAGCUUGCUUAACUGGAGCUAGUACAUAAGUGAGAGAGCCCAUGUUCAUCAGGCGCAUGUGAACAUCUGAGACCUCAAGUGAGAUGUGAAAGUGUUCUUUAAUCUGUUCAAAUUAAUAUAACAUGUAUAAUAAUGGAUUACUACUUACUGAUAGAAAUCAGAAAAAUGCUAAUCUAUCAAUGAAAGACAGUAAGAAACCAUAACCUUAUAAGCUUGUGUUAAAGAAAAUAUAUUGAUUUACUAUCAUGUUGAUAAAAAGGUAGAAAAUCAUCCUGUUGUAAUUCUUCAUGGAUUUCACAUUCCUUGGUUUACCUGCACUUCAUGUUAAAAUAAAAUCUAAUGCCCAGUACAUGUUUUCCAUA